Molecule: messenger RNA, 1242 nt
Organism: Exophiala aquamarina CBS 119918
Lineage: Eukaryota; Fungi; Ascomycota; Eurotiomycetes; Chaetothyriales; Herpotrichiellaceae
Exons: 2
Coding region: 1-1242 (413 amino acids)
Biological process (GO): proteasome-mediated ubiquitin-dependent protein catabolic process; ubiquitin recycling
Cellular component (GO): cytoplasm; nucleus
Molecular function (GO): ubiquitin binding
Source: RefSeq, a predicted model, not a curated record
AUGGCCUCUUUCAAUACCUCGGGCCAGCCGGGGAGCUACUUCCAGACAGAUACUUCGAUAGCGGAAACCGAUAGAAAAUCUCGCAAAGCAGCGAACAAUAAGGGUGAUCCGAUCAAGUUCCCUACUAAAAUUUUGGCUGUUCAAGUCAAUCAUUUCUUCGACCCUACUGGGGAUGUGGUCUUCGUCGCAGAGGCCGGCGGGUCGGUCACGAGGCUACAAUUAUCUACCAACAAGUUGUCUUCUACUCCUCGAGGGCCUCAGGCUCCUCUGACCUGCCUUGCAACACAGGCUACCAAGUCUCCAUCUGAUCCUUUCACUACCAUGCAGAUCUUUGCAGGUUGUUGGGAUAAGUCAGUCUGGCGUUACACCUUCCGCUUCGCCGAAGCAGUUAACAAAGGGCGCACUGUCACUGAACAUAGGUCCUUCCCGGCUCACCGAGACUUUGUCAAAUGUCUCAUUGUUGCUCGAACUCCUGACAAUCAGGAGAUAUUGAUAACAGGAGGAGCUGAAGGUGAAAUACGAUUUUGGACACUUGACGGUCAAGCAUGUGGUGUCCUGAAGCCUGAUUCCCGAGGCAUUGAGGAUUUGGCCCUCGAUCCACUGUCGUCCCCUGACAAUCCGCUAGUUUUCUUCUCGACUUCGCAGAGAGAGAUAUUUUACUUUGCCCUGCCAGACUCAUCAAAGCUUCCAACGAACCGGAUUCAAAUGUCAGCACCCAUCCUGGCUCACGAAACAAGCGUAUACAAACUCCACUUCGACGACGACGGAGACCUUUGGACGGCUUCAGCUGAUAAAACGGCAAAACACCUGUCCCGAAACCACAACUGGGUAUCAGAUACAACGUUGCAGCACCCAGACUAUGUACGAGAUGUCGUUACCCAUGAUCAAUACGGGUGGGUUGUGACAGCAUGUCGGGAUGAAGAGAUCCGAGUAUGGUACAAAGCCACCGGGGACCUUCACCAUGUAUUUUCAGGGCAUUACGAGGAAGUUACUGGCUUAGCCUUGACGAAUGAUCUCGUAAUCAGUGUUAGCAUCGAUGCCACCCUACGACGAUGGAGCCUUGCACCAGCUGAGCUUCAGAAAGCAGUCCAUGCAGCCCAAAACCCCAGCUUGCUUGAACAAGAGCGUGGGCCCAAAUCUGACCUACCGAUGCUGACAGAGGAGGAAGAGGCCGAAUUGCAGGCGUUGAUGGAGUCUGAGGAAAGCGAGAUAUUAGAGAAGAUGGCAAGGGACGAACAGUAG